GCAGACGGCGGACACAUAAUCAAUGAUUUCAGAAAGGAUAUACAUUUAUAAAUAUAGUUCUGGGACGUGAAGCAUAAAAAUGUGGCCUGUGUUUAAUUUAGAAGAACAAUAUGCCGAGCACCCAACCAUUAAACGAGAAGAAGUUCAAAAACUUCAUCAAUGGCUGAAAGCCCAACCACAUUUGCCUGACUUAUUGGAACAGGAGGCUCUUCUAUUCUAUUAUGCCUGUGACCAUGAAAUGGAACGCGCUAAACAUGUGAUCGAUAAGCACUACACAUUUCGUACACAUGCUGUAGACUUUUUUGGUAAUUUGGAUCUGGAAUCACCUAAAUUAGUUCAAGCCCAGAACACAAUGGCUUCCUUCCCAUUGAAUGAAUCGACGCCAAAGGGAUACAGAGUUACAAUAACCAAGUUAACCGAAACUGAUGCGGCAAAAUACGAUUUCGUGGAUUCCUUAAAGUUAUUUUUUGCAGCCCAAGAUAUUUGGCUGCAUGAAGUUGGUCUUGUACCAGGAAUCAUAAUUGUAAUCGACCUAGCCGGAUUUUCAUUUCGUCAUCUUACCCGAAUAGGUAUAUCACAUGUAAAGAAAAUUUGCCGUUAUGCGCAGGAAGUAGUUCCAGUUCCGUUACUUGAAAUGCAUUUUGUGAAUCCCUCUUCCAUUGUGGGAAAGAUAAUGAAACUACUCAAGCCACUGAUCAAAAAAGAAAGUAAAAAUAAAGUAGUUGUACAUUCAAGUCUAGAAAGCCUACACCAGCACAUACCUCCCUGCAUGUUACCACAGGAAUAUGGAGGUGAUGAACGGUCCUGCGCUGAAUUGGCAGAAAUCUAUUACAAAAAAGUUCGUAAAUACCGCCUGAAUAUUAUAGAGUUCAAUAGGAGUCGCCAUGUCGAUGAGAAACUUCGUCCGUCUAAAAAUGAAUCUGAUCUCGUCACUUCUAAGAAAACCUUUGACAUUGUAAACUAUUUACGAAAGUAAUGAGAUAUAAAGUAUAUUAAAGCAUAGAUUGUAAACUCUUAAAAAAAAUUAACAACAAACCUUAUAAACUCGUAUUCAAUAUUAUAGAUAUAUAGAAUAAAUAAAAACGUGCUAAGUUCGGCCGGCGAUA
Molecule: messenger RNA, 1106 nt
Organism: Stomoxys calcitrans (stable fly)
Lineage: Eukaryota; Metazoa; Arthropoda; Insecta; Diptera; Muscidae
Product: clavesin-1-like
Exons: 4
Coding region: 80-976 (298 amino acids)
Cellular component (GO): membrane
Molecular function (GO): phosphatidylinositol bisphosphate binding
Source: RefSeq, a predicted model, not a curated record